CAACAUUAGCGGACUUUUUACAUUGUUGAAACCCACGAAUCAAAACCGCGAUAAACCCAAAAACCCUUUCCCCCAAAAUCACAACUUUUUUACUCAAAUUCUCUUCAAAAGUCAGGUAUUUUACUGAUCUUUUCAUUUUUGUUCAAAAUCUUGUUAUAUUCACUGAUUUUCUCUUCAAUUUCCAGUUCAAAAUCUAGUAAAUUGAACCCAAAAUUUUCCAUAAAUGUACAAAUUUACCAUUCUUGAUGAUUUCUAAGCAAAAUCAAGAAUCACCAUUUCUUUAAAAUCCCUUCAAAAUCUAGUAAAUUGAACCCAAAAUUUUCCAUAAAUGUACAAAUUUACCAUUCGUGAUGAUUUCUAAUCAAAAUCAAGAAUCUCUAUUUCUUAAAAACCCUUUAAAUGGGUGCAUUAACAAUCAAUAAAAAGAGAGGUAAUGAUUUUUUCUCAUCAAAUUACAAAACCCCACUUUCAAAUUUCUCUAAUUUUGAUCACCAAAUUACCAAAAAACUCAAACUUUCAAUAAAUCAAGAAACCCUAGUUCCAAGAUUACAAAGUAAAACAAGUAAAUCAACUGUACAAAGGUUUUUGAAGUACCCGAAUCCGAUUAACCCGAUUCGAAGAGAAGUUCAUGGUCCUUGUAGGCAAUCAAGAUUUGAGUACAUUGUGAAUUACAAGGGUGAAAUGGGUAGUUCGACAUCGAAAAAGUAUGAGGGAAGUAAAAGAAGUGAUUUGGAUAAGUUGAGAUGUUUUAAGAAAGAUAGUGAAGUUAUAGAUAUUGAUGAUGAUGAUGAUGAUGAUGAUAAUGAGGAAGUGGAAGUUAGGGGUUGUGAAAAAAAUGUGGAAAUUUUGGAUGAUGAUGAGGAAAUGGAAGCUUGGGGGUGUGAAAAAAAUGAUGUUUGGGGAAAAAAUGUGGAAAUUUUAGAUGAUGAUGAGGAAAUAGAAGCUUGGGGUUGUGAAAAAAAUGAUGUUUUGGGAAAAAAUGUGGAAAUUUUGGAUGAUGAUGAGGAAAUGGAAGCUUGGGGUUGUGUAAAAAAUGAUCUUUACAAAAAAGAUGUGGAAAUUUUGGAUGGUUACGAUGGUAAGGAUCCAUCAGUGGUAACAACGAGCUUGGAUGAUGAAAAUUUGAAGGAAGAGAGUGUAGGAAAGCUGAUAGACUCGUUAGCGGUGGAGCGCACGUCGGAUUCGUACUUUUAUGUCCCUUUGUAUAAGAAACUGCUUGGUUCAGUGGAGAAAAUAAGUGAUAAGUUGAAAAGGAUACAGUUUCAGAUAGGAUAUAAUGAGAAGCGUCUUGAAACGAGUAGGUUGUUGCGCCCUCAGAAGAAAGGAGAAAAGGUUAAAGAGGAUGUGGUUGAAGAAGCAUUUGUGCCUCUUACUGAAGAGGAAGAGGAUGAGGUUUCUCGUGCUUUUUCUAAAUCCAAUUGGAGAAGGGUUUUGGUAAACCAUGAAAACUCCAAUAUUGAUAUUACUGGAGAAAAAUUGCAAUGUUUGAGACCUGGCCAAUGGUUGAAUGAUGAGGUUAUCAAUGUGUAUCUUGAACUGUUAAAAGAGAGAGAGAAAAGGGAGCCCCAGAAGUUCUUGAAAUGUCAUUUCUUUAAUACAUUCUUUUACAAGAAGUUGAUAAGUGGCCAAGGAGGAUAUAACUAUCAAUCUGUGAGAAGAUGGACAUCCCAAAGAAAGCUGGGUUACAGCCUCCUUGAAUGCGAUAAAAUUUUUGUCCCUAUCCACAAAGAAAUACAUUGGUGUUUAGCUGUUAUCAAUAAAAAGGAAGAGAAGUUCCAAUAUCUUGAUUCACUCAGAGGAAGGGAUAGUAAUGUGUUGAAAGUGCUGGCUAGAUACUUUGUUGAUGAGGUGAAGGACAAGAGUGGGAAACACAUUGAUGUUAGUUCAUGGGAGCAAGAGUUUGUUGAGGACCUUCCAGUGCAAAAGAAUGGGUAUGACUGUGGUGUGUUUAUGAUAAAAAACGCGGAUUUCUACAGCAGAGAUAUAGGCCUCUGUUUUAAUCAGGAACACAUGCCAUAUUUUAGGUUGAGGACUGCCAAAGAGCUCUUGAGGUUGAAAGCAGAUUAAACAAUCUUGAGCAGGUCCCUUUUUUGUAAUGUGGUAUAUCCUGUUUCAACAAAGGAAUGAUUUUGUAGCCCAAUAGUUGGUUUUGGUAUGAUCGAUGUGAGGCCAGCUAUUCCUCGAAGACCCUUAGUGUAUGAUAUGUCAAAAGUGUGUUAUAAAUCCUUUGCUAGUUAUAUGCAAGAAAGGCUUAAUUUUGCAGCUUGAAUUUGGAAGUGCUUCUCCCCACAGAGCAUUAAAAUUUCACUAUGUUUAUAUGAAUCUAGAGUUGUAAACAUGUGCUUCUUUCUCCUUCUGUAACUAGUCUCUGUGUUGAAGCUGGUUGGUGGAAAGAUUUUACACCUUGUGCACAGAGGUGGAUUCAAGAUUUAAGCUUUACAAGUGCAACCUUUAAAGUCUAUAGCAUUGAACUCAUUGUAUUUUUUAAGUUAUGGGUUCAUGUCGAUGCGAAUGCAUCGGAUGGAUUCAAUCGAUUGAUAAAUAGAGGGUUUAUUCCAAAUAGUCAUUUUGAUCAA
Lycium barbarum (goji berry) is the source of this 2576-nucleotide messenger RNA. Its product is annotated as putative ubiquitin-like-specific protease 1B. The record is from RefSeq and is a predicted model, not a curated record. Gene Ontology annotation, molecular function: deSUMOylase activity. Gene Ontology annotation, cellular component: nucleus. The transcript is spliced from 9 exons. Gene Ontology annotation, biological process: protein desumoylation. The coding region runs from base 400 to 2067 and encodes 555 amino acids. NCBI's taxonomy places the organism in Eukaryota, Viridiplantae, Streptophyta, Magnoliopsida, Solanales, Solanaceae.